CCGCGGGUCCCAGCGUCUUCCUGCUCAUGGUCAACGGGCAGGUGGAGAGCGCCCAGGUGAGCGGCCGUGGACCCCGCGGGGCCGCACCCGUCCCCCCAGGGCCUAGCCUCGCCAGAGGGAGCCAGCGUGUGAGAGGCUUGGUGCGAGGUCGUGCGAACCCUCCGCCCCAUGUGCGGUGUGGAAACAGGCCUGGGGGGUUGAGCGAGGCCGAGGCCGCAGCCGGCCGAGCCGGCGUGGAGUCACGGGCAGGGGCCUCCACCCCACGCGAUCCGCGCGGGUCCGUGCGCAGCGAGGCCCCGCGCCCUCGACUCUCAGGCCCUCGGGCGCGGGUUGGAAGGGAGGUGAUCUGCUUGAUCUGAUGCAGCGAUGGUGGCGGCUGCCUCGGUGCGGGCGGGGGGCGGUGUCUGUUGGACGGAAGGGGACGCUACCCUCCAGUCCGCAGCACGUCCUACGAACCGUUUGUCAUUUCUGUGUAUAAGACAUAGUAUAUGCCAGCCUCCAUGCCCAGCCCCGCUCAGUCGAUCCUCACAGCAACCUGUGAAGUAGGUAUUACUGGCACCCUCAUUUUACAGAUGGGAAAACUUGCCCCAAAGCAGUGGCAGAACUGGAAUUUGAAACCUGGUCUGAUGUCAGAGCUUUGCUGGACUUGCCCUUCCAGGCUGUUUUUAAAAUAUUAUGAGUAUAUUGUGAGGACUAACUGAGAUGGUUUAGGUAAAGCUCUGCUGGGGCCUCUUAAUGGGCAUCUCCCGCCUUCCUGUUUCAUCAGGGACGCUGCCCCAGUCUCCCACUCUGUCCACCUCCCCCUUGACCCAGUGCCCAAGACCCGCUUCCCCUCUUCUGCUCUGUCCCAUCAGGGGCCUCAGCUGGGCUGGGUCACAUGUGUCUGUGCUCUCAGCAACCACCUCAUCCCCACUUUUCCUCCCCCUCUGCUCGGGGCCCCUCCUCUAGCAGGCCAAGCAUAUGUUGCUCUGUGUGUCCUAAUAGCACCCUGCCUUCGCAGACCUUUCACUGUAUCAUUUCCUUAGAGCUGCUCCUGUGCCUGCCCCUGUGCCAGGUGCUGGGGACACAGAAAGCUCGCACACCUGUCCCUUGUUCACAGUCUAAUGGGGUUGAGAGAAAUAAACAGUGCUGUGAUGGAGGGAAGCACCAGGGGCUGCGGGAGCUAGGAAGUGGCCCCCCAGGACGGCCCGGAAUUUAGGGCAGGCUCCCUGAAGGAUCAGUUUUGAAGGGUGAGCAGGAAAACUCCAGGUGAAGGAAUGGGAAGGGUAUGUCAUACAGAAGGCAGAGCCUGAGCAAAGGCCCAGGGGCAGUAGCGGCCCUGGACUCGCCCACAUCUUGGGCCCCAGACCCUCCGCUGAACGCCACGUCCACACCCCCUGCUGUCUCUUAGCCCCCACCCCCCCUCACCAGGUGCCUCACGAUCGGAGUUACUGGUGGCCGCACCUGCCUGGCCAGCAGUCGGUCUCAGUGUGAGUCCCUGUGAGCAGAAGCUGUGUAUGCUUAUCUCCACAGUUUCCUGAGUAUGACGAUCUCUACUGCAAGUACUGUUUCGUGUAUGGCCAGGACUGGGCCCCCACGGCGGGGCUGGAGGAGGGCAUCUCACAGAUCACAUCCAAGAGCCAGGAUGCGCGGCACGCGCUGGUGUGGAACUUCCCCAUCGACGUCACCUUUAAGAGCACCAACCCCUACGGCUGGCCACAGAUCGUGCUUAGCGUGUACGGGCCGGACGUGUUCGGGAACGACGUGGUCCGAGGCUACGGGGCGGUGCACGUGCCCUUCUCACCCGGACGGCACAAAAAGACCAUCCCCAUGUUUGUCCCAGAAUCUGUGUCUAAACUGCAAAAGUUUACCAGCUGGUUCAUGGGACGGCGGCCCGAGUACACAGACCCCAAGGUGGUGGCUCAGGGGGAAGGCCGGGAAGGUAAAACUUGAUCCCCCAUCCCCCGGGCAGGUGGGACCAGGUGGGCCCCCCGCAAUCAGAUGGCUGGAUGCCAGGGACCCGCCAGCACACAGAUGCAGGGGCAGGGCCCAGCCUGGAGGGGUUGCCAUGUCCGUCCGUCCCCCGUCCCCACCGCAGCCCCUUCUCCCAGUGAGGGGCGUGGGCCCAGCUAACGCUGCCCUUCUGUCCUCAGUGACCCGCGUCCGCUCCCAGGGCUUCGUCACUCUCCUCUUCAACGUGGUGACCAAGGACAUGAGGAAGCUGGGCUAUGACACCGGGCCUCCGGACACACAGGGGGUCUCAGGGCCCAGCACGCCCCAGGGCCUCUCCCGGUGAAGGCAUCGGCCCCCUGGGACGGCCCAGCGACCCACCUGCCUGACGUGCGUCGGGGGUGGCCGGUGUUUGUGUAAUAAAGUGUUACCUUUUCACAGA
Messenger RNA from Delphinapterus leucas (beluga whale), 2371 nucleotides. The record is from RefSeq and is a predicted model, not a curated record. Lineage: Eukaryota; Metazoa; Chordata; Mammalia; Artiodactyla; Monodontidae.